Taeniopygia guttata (zebra finch) is the source of this 1420-nucleotide messenger RNA. RefSeq lists its product as uncharacterized. NCBI's taxonomy places the organism in Eukaryota, Metazoa, Chordata, Aves, Passeriformes, Estrildidae. The record is from RefSeq and is a predicted model, not a curated record.
GGAAGUGGGAGCAGGGGGGCCGCAUGGUCCAGCCCUCGCUGUGUCCGCAGCCCUCCCGCCCCCGGGGGCAUUGUCCCCCCACCAUGUCGCAGGUGACCGCGGAGGGGGAGCGCGCCCAGAGUCACUUGGGCAGAGAGAAUCCCCAACCAACACUCUCACAGCUUGCUUUCCCCCAAACCUUGGCUGGAUGGAUGAGCAGGAGGCCGUGAGGAAGAGGAAAAUGCGCCAAGAGCCCCAGGCAGAAAAGGAGCUGAGGCUGGAGACCAGGGAGGACAAGUCCCCACAGCAGAACCUCGUGGAAGAGGCCGUUUUGAGCAGCUCCAUGGCACAGGAAUCCAGUGGGGAGGAAAAGCCCAGGAGGAGGGGCUGCAAACGCAGAUCUGAGGAGGAAAGACCCACCCUGGGCCAGGGAGGCAGCCAGAGCUCAGAGCUGGGGAUCCAUGAGCAGCUUCAUGAUGGGGAGAAGCUCCACAAGUGCUCAGAAUGUGAGAAGAGCUUCAGGUGGAGAUCCUACCUCCUGGCCCACCUUCGUGUGCACACAGGCGAGCGGCCCUAUGAGUGUGGGGAAUGUGGGAAGAGGUACCGGCACGGCUCCCACCUCCUCCACCACCAGCGGGUGCACAUGGGCAUACGGCCCUAUAAGUGUUUGGAAUGUGAGAAGAGCUUCAGCAAGAAUUCCCACCUGCUCUCGCACCAGAAGAUCCACACGGGGGAACACAAACACCCCUACAACUGUGGGGAAUGUGGGAAGAGCUUCAGAGACAGCUCCACCCUCCUCACCCACCUGCGCGUGCACACCGGGGAACGGCCCUACACGUGCUUUGAAUGUGGGAAGAGCUUCAGUGUUCGGUGCAGUCUGACCUCCCACCAGAAGAUCCACACUGGGGAAUGGCCCUACGAGUGUUCUGAGUGUGGGAAAAAGGCUCGGAGCACUUCGGAUCUCCUCAAGCACCAGCGCACACACACAGGGGAGAGGCCCUUCCGCUGCCCCGACUGCGGGAAGGGCUUCACCCGCAACUUCAGCCUCCUCACCCACCGGCACAUCCACAGCCGGGAGAGUCCCUUCAAGUGUCCCGAGUGUGGGAGGAGCUUCUCCAGGAGCUCUCACUUGACCAAACACCAACAGAGCCACCGGUAAGGGAAGCCCUGUGAGGGCCCUGACUGCAGGAAGAGCUUUGUCUGCUGCUCCAACUCCAUCCCCCAUCAGAAGAUCCCCUUUGGGCAGAGCCCUGGUGACCCACAUUCCCAGUGAUCCAUGUUGGGAAUACAGCUGGCUGGUGCUCUCUGUGCCCUCCUGGAUCCCCAUGGGUACCUGGAUGAAUGCAGGGGCAGGAACAGGAGCAUCCAUCAGGACAGAGACUAACAUCAGGAAUUCAUUGGGAAGAGGAGAUUUGUUGACUUUAAACUCCACAAAGUCUCA